GAUAGUUGAUGCAAACUUGGUUUGUUGUUGGUAUCCCGCUGGUUUUCUUUGUUUUUCAAUUCUCGGUAGUCACUAUAGUCCGGCUUACGAAAAAUGUCCAUACUCCAUAAUGUGAAAUGUCGCGAAAUCCCCAUUGUGUCCGGUGUCGGUUGAUGUUUGUUGUUGUUGCUAUAUUUUAGUAUUUUAUAUUUUUCAAAAUGUUUCCAUAAUAGCAGAUCUGUGAGAUGCUAAAUUUCUAUUCUUUUUUUAACAUUUAAAUGUUAAUUUAAAAUAGUUUACGAGAAAUAUUAUAACUAAUAUCUAAGGAAAUUUAAUAUUUUGUUGAUAAUUCAUAAUUACAUAUACAAAUAUUCUACGAAAACCUAUUGUUAGUGUUUUAGUAAGACGUGUUCAUACUAAAUCAUUAUAAUGUAUGCAAAUUACCAAAGGCCAUACUUCGACCGUGAGAAUAAGCAAUUAAAAUUCAGGGACAAAUUGCCUGUUUAUGCGCAGUCUCGGGGAGUAGAAUUGCUUGAAAGAAAUCUAUACUUGAAUUAUCAUGCCGGCACAUAUGACAACAGAAUAAGAUCUGUUAAUACAAAUCGUCCAUUUAUUCCAGAAUUUGAGUUACCAAAUGAAGAACAGAUAUAUCACUACGAACAAAUGAUGAUGAUGAGUAAUGAAAAAAUAGUUCUUACAAAUUUCCUAAAAAAUGAAUCAAACUCCUCUUCUAAGAUAUGUGCUGGCACCUCCAUAAGCAAGGAACAAGACAAUUUCGAAGAGCAAUAUGUUAAAAAUUCAAUUUUGAAAAAAUAUAUGCCACCAGAAAUUAUACCAUUUUACAAAAUAUGCUUUGAUGUGGCACGAGAUUCUGCGAUAAACACUAAGUGGAAGUUGUGGUUGAUCAAUAUGUUUUCAUCUGAACUCCGAUCUCAAAUUUGCCAAAUUUAUAUGUAUCUAAGAUUUCAUUACAACGAUUUCAUGCAAAAAGCUGAUGUUGGUGUUUUAAAAUCAUGUAAUAAAAUGAUGGCCAACGGAAAACCUAUUUCAGAGACUGAACUAUUUUACUAUACUAUCAGGGAUGAUUAUUUAAUGGCAAUGCAGAUUUUGCAAAUUCUGGUCUCGAUCAAUAGUGUGUUGCCUCAGAACCGCUCCUUUUCAAAGAUAAUCAAUGCAUUUAAGUUGUGGGAAAAUCAACUGCAAAAAAUGAGGACCAAUAUUAAUGUUUAUGAAUUAUCACCAUAUAAUAAAUCAGCAGAGAUGGAAGAACUUAUUAAAAUAUUGUCUAAAGUAUAUUUUGAUAUGUUACGCUAUUUAACCACUCUUUUCGAUUUGUUGUUGGAGAAAGAAUCGAGUGAGCAACAUAUUAAAGACGACUUGUUAUGCAGUCAAUGGUAUUUAAUGUUCAGAAAUAACACUGUUAAAGUUUAAUCUUGUUUCUAUGAAAACUAAUUUUUUUUUUUAAAUAUACUAAUAGUAUCAUUUUGUUCUAAGCCAUAUUAUGCAUAUAUUUAAUAAUUCAAAUUUGAUACCUUAAAACUAUAAAGGACCCUUUUUUCAUUUAAAUACUUCAUAAUUUAAGGCAUUUGUAAUUUUAUAAUAUUUUGUUUGUGAAUGUAUAAGAAAUAUGCAUUGAAAAGAGAUUUCCCAUGUUUUCUUUA
Molecule: messenger RNA, 1640 nt
Organism: Adelges cooleyi (spruce gall adelgid)
Lineage: Eukaryota; Metazoa; Arthropoda; Insecta; Hemiptera; Adelgidae
Exons: 8
Coding region: 409-1410 (333 amino acids)
Source: RefSeq, a predicted model, not a curated record